AUGAGAGGUAUGAGGCCAAAAACAACCAUUAAAGUCAUUAGCAAGAGAGACAGCAGGUAACACGAGGCCCGUGAGUAAGAGCCCCGCCAGCGCCCGCGGGAGGAACGUUUUCAGGCUCGAGACUCGCACUCGGGCACAUCAUUGCGACUAUUUUGACAUUUUUUCGACAUUUUUGAUGUUCCUCCCGAGCUAUUUUCAGAGGCAAUACCAACGCCUGAUUCAGGAGGAUCGGAAUUAUAGAACGAGGACUUUUUGAUUUGUAGAGACCUCGUAAAUCAGAUGCAGAAGCCUGGGGGCUCUCCAUCAUGGCCGAGUUAGAGGAGACAUGGACGGAGAGGAACUUUUACGAGCGGCCUCUCUCUGUGUGGCUGCAGGAGGAUUGUGGAGAAGAGGACUUUAUUCUUCUUGACAUCUUCACAGCAGCUAGUAUUGGUUGUUGUCAGCGCGUGGGAGAUAUUAUUAAGAAGGACGAGAAAGCUGUUGGUUAUAAAAACAAGGGAGGAUGGACAGCCUUGAUGUAUGCAGCUUAUUAUGACCACACAGAUGUAGUAAAGGUACUUAUAGAAGCUAAUGCUUCAGUUCACCUGACCAACAACGCCAGAUGUAAUGCUCUGAUGUUAGCUGUUAUGUGUGGCAAUGAAUCCAUAGUAGAAACUUUGAUAAAGGCUGGCAGCAUCUUAGAAGCUCGAGAUAACUGGGACUGGACAGCUCUCUUUCAUGCAGUAAAUUCAGGGCAUCAUAGUGUGGUUGACACCCUCCUGAGAUAUAGAGCAAAUCCUAAUUCUUGUGAGCGAAGGACUGGCAUGACUCCCCUGAUGUAUGGAGCACAACAUGGUAACAGCAGCAUAGUCACAACAUUACUUAAAGGAGGUGCUUUAGUCUCUCACACAACACAUCAAGGACACACAGCUGCCAGGAUUGCUCAAGAUGCUGAUUAUCAUGCUAUUGCUGCUCUUAUCACACAGUGGGGUCUACAAGGUGAGAAUGGACCAAGCCUGCCAGAUGGUCCUGCAGCAGUCGAGGCACGUUUGUCACAACAGGCUCAACUGCAACCUCGAGGUAGAGGAAAUGCAGUUCCAUCUGUUGACAGUGCACGUGUCAUCCCCACGGAUCUUGAAACUUUGUUGAACCAGCUAGGCUUAGGCUCGUACAUGAGUGUCUUCAAAGAACAAGAUGUGGAUCUUCAGAUGUUUCUGACAUUAACAGAUCAGGAACUGAAAGAAUGUGGAAUACACAAACUGGGACCUCGACGCAAGAUGACUUCAGCCAUUGCACGAUGGCACAGCAAUGCACCAUUGUGGAACUCCCUGGAAUGUGCCUAUGCAGAUAAGCUUGAAGUUGAGAUGCAAGAGCUGGGUGUGAAGUUAACCGAAGCCAUGGAGACUAUACAGCAAACAAAAGCCCAGGUUUAUCAAGAACACAAUUUAAGAGUUGUGACGGAGGGAUGGAUAGUUGAAGCUCGUGGAAGGCUACAUGAAUGCCACCAAAGAUGCCAGAUGCUGCUUGAACAGAUGUCAGUCAUGCGGCACUGUACCUCGGUCCUGUCGGCCCAGUUCUCUCUCAUUCAACCGACUCUCAUUUCUCCUUUGGUCGAGAGUAUCAGCGUUGCUACAGCACAUAUUGAUGCUCUUUUGAAGCUGACAGAUCCAAGUGUUGCAAGAGGUCCCAGCAACCCCUCCUCUCCUCGCAGAAAUGGGCAUCAAGGCAGCUACCUAAGUGCCCCUCGCUGAUGGUGCAAUACUUUAUAUUGUCAGGCUAGUCAGAAAUAGUUGAAAUUGUAUUGUCAGAACUUAAUAUCAAGGCAUAUAUGUAUGGAGCUAAUUUUUUUCUUUUUUUUUUUUCUUAGUAAUACUUAUCAUCACAUAAGGAUACUGAAUUAUGAUACAUAAAAUAUAGGAAGACAUCCAUUCAAGUUUUUUCAAAGUUUUAUGGUAUAUAUAUAUUUUUUUUUUUGAGUGAUUCCCCUAUUUUUAAGUAUAGGAUGUUGAAGAUUAGAAAAGUAGGUCAAGAGAAUUAUUGUGAAGUUUGACAACAGACUUGGUGACAAAACAGUUCCUUGAAAAAUUAAAUGAACCUGAAAUUUCACACUGCCAAAAUGAUGUGUACCUGUUAAUAGUGUAAUAUUGCUGGUGUAUCAGUAGUGAUUAUAUAUUCUAUUACUAUUUUAGAUAGUUGAUUUUUAAAAAAAAAUUGCUUAUGGGACCAAAGUGUAAAUCCAUACAAGUGAACAGGCCAACAGAUUCUUUAUCUUGUGAUUUUAUAUACUUCAAUAGAGGUGUUGAAUUUUCCCAUUUAGAACUGUAUGGUUGAUAUUUAAAUACAUAAUAUGUAUAUAUUACACAUAAUACAUAUUUUUAUUUUUUGUGAGUGUGAGUGUAUAUGUGUGUGAGUGUGUGAGUGUGUGUGUGUGUGUGUGUGUGUG
This is a messenger RNA of Penaeus chinensis, 2422 nucleotides long. Its product is annotated as ankyrin repeat and SAM domain-containing protein 3-like. Gene Ontology annotation, cellular component: cilium. NCBI's taxonomy places the organism in Eukaryota, Metazoa, Arthropoda, Malacostraca, Decapoda, Penaeidae. The transcript has 9 exons. Gene Ontology annotation, molecular function: protein binding. The record is from RefSeq and is a predicted model, not a curated record. Bases 306 to 1730 code for a protein of 474 amino acids.